Messenger RNA from Penicillium lagena, 678 nucleotides. RefSeq names its product GNAT family N-acetyltransferase. The transcript is spliced from 2 exons. NCBI's taxonomy places the organism in Eukaryota, Fungi, Ascomycota, Eurotiomycetes, Eurotiales, Aspergillaceae. Bases 1 to 678 code for a protein of 225 amino acids. Gene Ontology annotation, molecular function: protein-N-terminal-alanine acetyltransferase activity; protein N-terminal-serine acetyltransferase activity. The record is from RefSeq and is a predicted model, not a curated record.
AUGGGCAACGACGCUUGGAAAAUGAUUCUGUCGCCCUUGAACCAUUUGAUCGUUCAUGUAGCGCCCUUCCUCGAAGUAACCAAAACCAACCCGGACAUCUUCGCAUACGUUUCUUUCCCGGUCAUUAAGUCUGAGGCGGAGUUUAUGAGAGAGUUCUACGAUAAACACAUACGCGCAUCGCCCGAGGAGUGUCUAUAUGCUGUCAUAGAUAAAGCUCCUGCUUUUGGAGAAGAAAAGCCAAGCGCCAAGUACGCCGGUAUUAUAUCCUUGUCCGCCACGAACCUAGUCAACGCGGUCAUAGAGAUGGGCGCCAUUAUAUUCCCGGCAUUUCAACGCACACACGUGGCGACGAAUGCUAUUGGACUCCUACUACUCUAUACGCUCGACCCACCCUCUGCUGGUGGUCUAGGACUGCGACGUGUUGAAUGGCAAUGCCACGCAGGAAAUGCAGCAUCCCGAAGAGCUGCUUUGCGGAUGGGUUUUGAGUUCGAGGGUAUCGCAAGGUGGCAGCGUGUGUUUCCGCGCGGCACAAUCGCGCUCCCUGUGGAGGCUCUUGAAAAAAGGAACGGUACAAAAGGAGAACUACCGGGGAGACAUACCGCCAUCUUUUCAAUCGUCUGGGACGAGUGGGAUGAAAAGCGGUCAAAAGUUGUUGCACAAAUGGAGCGAAGGCAGUAA